UGAUAAAAUGUUCCCAGUGUAUGGCUUUGGAGCCAGGAUACCUCCGGACUAUAAAGUAUCUCAUGAUUUUGCAAUCAACUUUAAUGAAGAUAAUCCAGAAUGUGCAGGGAUUCAAGGGGUUGUAGAAGCAUAUCAGAAUUGCCUCCCGAAGCUUCAGCUUUAUGGGCCAACCAACAUUGCUCCCAUCAUUCAAAAGGUGGCUAAGUCAGCCUCAGAAGAAACAAACACCAAGGAGGCAUCGCAAUAUUUCAUCUUGUUGAUUCUGACGGAUGGGGUCAUCACAGACAUGGCUGACACACGUGAAGCCAUUGUACAUGCCUCUCACCUCCCCAUGUCGGUCAUCAUUGUUGGAGUUGGAAAUGCUGAUUUCAGUGACAUGCAGAUGCUUGAUGGGGACGAUGGCAUCCUGCGGUCUCCCAAAGGAGAACCAGUUCUACGAGAUAUUGUUCAGUUUGUGCCAUUCAGAAACUUCAAACAUGCAUCCCCAGCUGCGUUAGCAAAAAGUGUUUUGGCUGAAGUUCCAAAUCAAGUGGUCGACUAUUAUAAUGGCAAAGCGAUUAAACCAAAAUGUAUGUCAGAAUAUGAGUCUUCCAGGACACUAGCUCCAUGAACUUCCCUGGACACUUGACAGAGUACAGAAAUACUACUAUUUACAAUUACUGUACUUAAAAUGAAAAUAGCACGUUUUCGUGAUUUUUAUCUCAAAUUCCCCUCCCUUUUUUUUUUUUUUUUGCAUGUGUAGCCUAAAGGCUUGCAGGUAAAGAUUAAGCAACUGUAUUGUUGAAGACUUUUUAUGAAAAACAAACAAAAUUAUUACUCUUUACAUUACAGCAUGUCAUCAUGAAACGAAAAGUUAUCUGUAUCUGUUUUUUAUACAGGUUUGUUGAAAUUUUGCUAAAUUUCUUAUUAUCUUUACACUGUAAAGCAUUUUGAAACAUUUAUUGGAAGUUGAUAGCCAAAAUAUCUUUGGGUUUAUCUGCUAUGAAAUGAAAAGAUUUUUCAAAAUGGCAGACGCAUGGAUUGUAUUUUGCAUGUU
Molecule: messenger RNA, 1036 nt
Organism: Python bivittatus (Burmese python)
Lineage: Eukaryota; Metazoa; Chordata; Lepidosauria; Squamata; Pythonidae
Source: RefSeq, a predicted model, not a curated record